AUCCGGAAGUGCUUUCGCUCUCGUGACUUUGAGUAUGACCUCCAGCCGCGUCUAUGCAACCUACGCCAACACGGCUUCUACCACGGCUACCUGUCCGAGUCCCAGAAUCUGCUAUUCCAGUGUAUGGAGCCAAUCAGCCCGGUCGAGCAGCGGUUUUACUUCCAACAAGGUCUGCGGAGCAACAUCUACCGCUCGAUCAAUGAGAAGCGCUCGAAGAAGCUAUCGACUGGGCUCCCAUUUUGA
Phytophthora sojae is the source of this 243-nucleotide messenger RNA. RefSeq lists its product as hypothetical. The record is from RefSeq and is a predicted model, not a curated record. The annotation marks the transcript as partial. The transcript has a single exon. Lineage: Eukaryota; Oomycota; Peronosporomycetes; Peronosporales; Peronosporaceae.